Leptosia nina is the source of this 5052-nucleotide messenger RNA. The record is from the annotation of a GenBank genome assembly. Lineage: Eukaryota; Metazoa; Arthropoda; Insecta; Lepidoptera; Pieridae.
AUGAGUGAGCACAAAGUGCUAUUGGUUUCGCUUGCUGCCGCGCGUUUAUCGGCCGUUUGUCGAGCGUUAGCGGCGCUCAUGUUUCCCUUCAGAUACGCACACGUAUACAUCCCGCUACUUCCAGCUGGCCUAGCCGAAGUUCUGGCGACGCCAACUCCGUUUCUUAUUGGUGUUCAUUCUAGCUUGAAGGAGGAGGUUUCUGAAUUGCUCGAUGUAAUAAUAGCAGAUCUCGAUACUGGUUCCCUACACAUCCCACCGAGCGUAAACAUCCCCAGGCCGGAGGGGAAGCUCCUAUCGUCGUUGCAGGAUUCACUCGCGUUAGUACUUCAACGUGAGCUGCGUUCUGCCGACUCGGCCUUCGCCCCACCAGCCCCAGCCGCUUCGCAGCCACACAUGCUCGAUAAGGAGAUCAGAGCAGUGUUUAUGAGGACAUUGGCUAAACUGUUACAGGGUUAUAGACAUUGCCUUACUAUAAUCCGCAUACAUCCGUCCCCCGUGCUAACAUUCCACAAGGCGGGCUUCCUCGGGGCUCGUGGUCUCUCGCAGUGCCCGUUCGCCGUUCGAUUACUGGAUUCCAUGUUCUUCAAUGGAUUGGUAGCUGAACGCGGCCCGCCCUGGAGACCCACCGAUAUAUGGGACGAUCUUGUGCUGAAUCUUCCAGAACAACUGCGAUUAGAGUCUAUAAAUCCAGAUUUGGAAUUGCAGCACAUACAAGAAUUGGCUAUGCAACUGCAUUACAAUGAAAAUCCAAAUCCUCAAGUGUUCCAACAAAGAAUACUUCGUCCACCAGAGGGCGCUGAAUCACGUAUACACCAGCCUCCGUUGCCGAUGCUUUGCGCCGCGCGAGUGCAACAGGUGAUUGACGAACGGGCGGCCGCUAACAAUAUUGAGAAGUUACAAGCAAUUAGGCUUCCAGCACCACGUAUAAUCCCACCAGCAGCCCCACCCACCGGUGCUGUUGAACAUACGCAGCUCUUACUCACCAAUUCUGCGAGGCGGCUCGAAGUCUUAAGAUCGUGUAUAGCUGCGAUUUUCGAAUGUAGAUACGCAGAUGCCAGGAAGUCCUUCCCGGCUGUUUUGCGUGCACUCCGGGCGCCAAAUGCUCGCACCGCAUUAGUCAAUGAUCUCGCUUCAAGAUUGCCGACCAACAAACAUAUACUGCACCAUCACCAAUUUGAUCUCAUUGUUAAAUUAUUAAAUUGUGCCCUACAAUCAGCAUCAGCACUGGACGAGCAUUCAAUUGCAGCUGCGAUACUACCUCUAGCUACAGCGUAUUGCAGAAAACUAUGCACUGGCGUUAUACAAUACGCGUACAUGUGUAUACAGGAGCAUGCAGUAUGGACAAGUCAACAGUUCUGGGAGGCUGCCUUCUAUCAAGACGUACAGAAAGACAUCAAAGCCUUAUAUCUACCUAGCCCCACGCAUCAACAGAGAGUGCCUAGUCCUAGAGAAGAUGAGGAAUACAUAUCGCUGCUGAAGGCUCAAGAGCCAAGCGCUCUCGAAAUAGCUGCAGAACAAAUGCGAGUGUGGCCGACCUUGGCUUCCGAAAAACAAACGGAGUUGAUAGCGUCUGAAGAAUCCACAUUAUAUAGCCAGGCUAUACACUACGCUAAUCGUAUGGUGUACCUGCUAUUGCCGCUAGAGGGUGCUGGUCGACGUGCUGAUGUGCGCCCGGACGAUGACCGAGGGACGAAUAGUAUAAGCAAUAGUGUCGCAGAGUCCGAUAGUGCAGACGCUGAGUCUGGAUUUGAAGAGGCAGACCCUGGAGAAGCUGGCAAUAAUGUGAUCAAAAUGGUCUCGAGAUUCGUCGACAAGGUGUGCACAGAAGGCGGUGUUACGGCAGAUCACAUCAGAUGCUUGCAUCAAAUGAUACCUGGAGUUGUCCAUAUGCAUCUUGAGACAUUAGACGCUGUGGCGCGUGAGAGUCGUCGUCUACCUCCCGUACACAAGCCGCGUAUAGUAUCCCCAGCACUGGUGAGCGGCGAAGCCGUGGCAGCACCAGCGUUGCGCGCUUUACUCGUCGCUGAUGGCAGAGAAGCACCGUUGCUGCCUGCAGAAGGAGCUCUUUUCCUCACUAAUUACAGGAUUAUUUUUAAGGGAACUCCUGUCGAUCCAUACGCUUGCGAGCAAAGCGUCGUACGCGCAUUCCCUGUAAGUGCGUUAACACGUGAAAAAGGCAUCCGCACACAAGCACACCUUGAGCACGCGUUACACGAUGGACUGCAGCUUAGGUCAGCUACGUCACAACUCAUAAAAGUGGCUUUAGAUGAAGAAGUCAGCAGCGAACAAGCCGAAGCAUUCCGGAAACAAGUGACGCGGCUACGGCACCCCCAAUAUCCUCAGUUGCAUUUUGCUCUAGCACCAAGAGCCGCGCCUCCACCUGCGCUUGCGCAGCCUAAACAUCACACUCUCAAAGGCUUUGCGAAAAAGACGCUUCUGAAAACGGCGCGUCGAGCGGGGCUCAAACCGAAACAGUCGAAGCGACAAAAAUACGUACUGCCUUCCCCAGACGCGCGCUCUCUCACUUCUCCGCCGCUUAUGUCCUCCUUGUCUGCGGAUACGUUAUCUCUGGAGGAUCUAGACAUAGGAAGCAGUGAGAGUGCUGAAGCGCCAGCGGCGCGUACUUUGGAACGGGUUCGCGAGCGUGCGUACGCGCGAGAUUGGGCGAGACUCGGACUAGCCUCCGCACCGUUUAGACUGGCGCACGCAAAUGCUGUAUAUACUUUAUGUAGAAGUUACCCAGCUGUAGUGGCUGUACCCGAGUCUAUUUCCGAUGAGUCGCUGCGUCGUGCUGCGCGUGGUUACCGGCAGAACCGUCUUCCAAUACUCACAUGGAGGCAUCCGCGAACGAGGGCGCUUUUAGCGAGAUCAGCAGCGUCUCAUCAUAAAGGAGUUAUGGGAAUGCUAAAGGGUAGCAGUCAUCAAACGCCUGCGCCCGCGCAGCCAGGAACUGAAACCACAUCUAGUUUAGAACAGGAGAGAUUUUUGUCAACUCUAGUCAAUCUGACGCCGGCGUCUCGCGGUGAACUCGAAGACUCAAGCCUGAGUCUGGACUCCUUGCUGUUGUGUUGUGAUGAACAACAUCACAACCACACGCCUUUACUCACUAAAGCGGCCGGGACGUUAGGCGUUCUCGGUAGAAAUAGCGGAGGCAAGGGUGGCAAUAGUGCAACAGGAGGUAGACAUUUCGGGCGGUGGGGGUCUCUCAAGGAUCGCAGACAGGCGUCGCACUUGGAGCUGUAUGCGCCGCGACAGAGGCUGUCUACAGCUGAUGUAGAUUCUGCAUCUGGUGAAACAAGCGGUGGAGUCCGUCGUGCAGCUCUUUACGUGGUGACAGAGAAGGGUUCGGGCACAGGUUGGCCGGCGGGGGUCGAACCCGUGCCCGCGGAGUACCCGGACAAUCGUGCAACUAAACACGCCUUCAAGAAGUUGUUAAGAGCUGCCGCGCCAUCGGCGCCAUCGCCUGAACCUAACUUUUAUAAAUUAAUAGAAGAGUCAGGUUGGCUUUGGCAGCUCCGCACCCUGCUGCAGCUAUCAGGUUGUGUGCUGGAUUUACUAGAUGUACAGGGUUCUUCUGUUCUUCUAUCCUUGGAAGAUGGCUGGGAUGCAUGUGCGCAGAUAUCAUCUCUAGCACAAAUUUGUCUCGAUCCAUACUAUCGCACGAUAGACGGCUUUCGGAUACUCGUGGAAAAGGAAUGGCUUGCUUUAGGACACAAAUUUCAGCAAAGAUUAAACCUGGGAGCUACGCCGCAGCAAGGAUUCACGCCCACCUUUCUUAUGUUCCUAGAUGCCGUACAUCAGUUACAAAAACAAUUUCCCUUGGCAUUUGAGUUCAACGACUAUUACCUUCGCUUUCUGGCGUACCACACUGUGUCGUGUCGUUUUCGAACUUUUCUAUUUGACAAUGAAGCGCAACGCGCUGAGCUCGGUCUUACCCCCGAUGAAAGAAGACCAGAUGUUGGGCGAUUAGUGAUAGAAACAGGCAGUGGGGGAGCAGAGGGUGGUAGCGGCGAAGAGGAAGGAUGGGGCGGAGCUGGUGGAAUGGGCGUGUUUGAGUACAUAGAGCGGCUGCAUCAGCGCUCGCCUAUAUACUACAAUCUGCUAUAUGCGCCAGACCUUGAUAAUCCAGUGUUGCGUCCAGUCAGUGCCGUCUCUCGGUUAGAAGUUUGGGAGUAUUAUGUGAGCGAAGAGCUUUCUCAUGGAGCGCCUUACGAGCCCGACCUUUGGCCCUCUGACCCUGAACCGAAGAGCCCUAGAAGACUUGUCACUGCUGGCUACGAUAGUAUACCGCGGUGUAUGCCAGAUGCAUUCACUGGCCUGCUGGAACGACUGAGACAGCUAGAACUAGAGCUGGGUCACCUGCCGCAGAAGUGGAGAGUGCGGUGGGAACAGUUAGAGUUACCUAACACGCUGGAAUUACAGCGCAACGCAUCAAUGUGCAGUGGAGUGGUUCGUCGAGCAACAGCGGCGGCGCAUAGACGGGGUACUCUUGAAGUGCUGGUGCGAGGGCGGCUGGCAGCUGCUCCAGCUGCACCGCAGCACCGCUGGGCGCCGGCCGCCGCCGCUGCGCCUGCGCGAUGCGAUCACUGUGCCGAUUUGCUUUGGGGACCUUUAGAGACCGGAGUCCGAUGCGUGGACUGCGGCGCGGCGUGCCACGAGCGUUGCGCCGACGGCUUCGCCCUGCCCUGCACCAAGUAUAAGGCUCCGCCACAGCCGGACAGGGACAACAAACUGCCUCUUGCUAACAGUGUUGGAACACUUCAAUCCAGUUCCCAACAGUACUACGAACAGUUCUCGUCGAACGUAGCAGAGAACAGAACUCACGAAGGACACCUCUACAAACGUGGGGCGUUGCUCAAGGGAUGGAAACAAAGAUGGUUUGUGCUAGAUUCAAUAAAACAUCAACUUAGAUAUUACGACGCGAUGGAAGAUUCGCAUUGUAAAGGAUUUAUUGACCUGGCGGAAGUGAUAGCGGUUUCUGGUGCUGCGCCAGCACCGGGUCCUCCUAAGAAGUGUGACGAUAGAUCCUUUUUCGAUGUACGUAUAAAAUAA